AUGUUUCCGCCCCUUGGAUCCUCUUCUUUCUUAACCACCAUCCUCGUCAUAGCCACUUCUUUGGCUACCCUUCCGAAGGAUUCACGGCAAACGGCGUAUUCGACGGAAGAACGUUUGGCAGUUAGACAGAAGCCUGGCUGCAUGUGCUACUAUGUGGCGCCCGAGAAAGAAAAAUCGGAAAAUUCGAUCGCCUUGUUGUCACCUCAAGCACUAACUGAGGAGGAGGGUGGAUCUUUUAUCGCUUGCAGUUUUGGUGGCCAUAGAUGCGACCACGACGGCCAAAUGCUCAAUUUAAACGCUGUACUCCAAGAGAAGAUAACCUUUAGAUCUGUAGACUAUGCCGAUCCUGGCCGCUUCUCCUACCUGGAUCGUUCCAUGUCAGACCGUAGAGGAGGAAGGGUGCAUGAUAUUAGGUCUUUAGAAGCUGUUGGUCUUUUGGAGUCCGAGCAGGCGCUUAAUGUAAAGCAUGACAUGUGCGCAGACUGGCACUGGAAGUCAGCCUUUCCGCUAUUAACACCGGACGCGAGGGCCACCGCAGAACGUAUUGUCAAUGUCAUGGAAGCGGAGACUUAUUUGACGCUUCGGGUUGAAGAGAUUUUGUUUCCCUCAAAAUGCCUGAUGCAAGCUUUCCUCCUCAUAGAAACCGGACUGCGUCAUUUUGCAACAGCUUGGGUGGCGAAUGAAAAAUCUGUCCUCUUCUUCGUUCUCUAUGAUCCUUCAGCGCAGCCAUUGCACCGACUGAGAUAUGAAUGUGUUCCUCAUCCCUGCAUCUUUCCAUUUCAGACCAAAGAGCAGGGAAGGGGCACCGAAGUAUGUCACAAAGUACCAGACGAUCAGGCGGAAAACUCACUUUGUGGCAAUUUGAUGGGGGCAGUUUUCGGCGCACCAAUUGAGUUCCAGGAACAAAGUCUUCGGCAGCCUGGCGUUCCGCAUGUCUUGGUGGUAUUGAUUCAGAAACUAGAAGCCCUCAGAAUUAGCUCUGCUGGCCUGUACAGCGAUUCACCGAUGUCCCUCAGCCUAUAUACAAAAAUGCACCUGAUCAACACUUACCCUAUCGACGACCUCAUCAGGAUGCGUCCAGACAUUUUUAAGGACCCUGGCGACCUAGCGGUUUUGAUCCUUCGCUACGUUGAGCUUCCGCCCCGGAGACUCAUUGAGGGCAUCGACGGUUGUAUCCCUGAUACAACGGUGAACCUUGACCUGGAGUAUAGACAGGACGCAACUUGCCUGUGCUUUACAGAUUUUCGACGCUCCGGCAACCUCGUUACAGUUCAAGGCAUAAUCGGCGACAACAUCAGUGCCCUCGGCCACCUCUUCCGUCAUUUCCACAGGGUCUGGGAAGCGUUAGCCGACCAGUGCUCCCCAGAGGAGGUGGUCCGCCUGUUUAGUCUCCUGUCUCGUACGGUGUGUGGGCAAACGGAGAAGGAAGUUGUGCAGGUGAUUUUCGAUUUCAUCAAUGACUGGCCCCAUCUCAGGCAGAAUAUUAUUGAGGGUCUGCAAGACGUCCUGCUGGCGGCGACUCUGGAUCCAUGA
Molecule: messenger RNA, 1533 nt
Organism: Dibothriocephalus latus
Lineage: Eukaryota; Metazoa; Platyhelminthes; Cestoda; Diphyllobothriidea; Diphyllobothriidae
Source: the annotation of a GenBank genome assembly